AUGCCUCUCCUCUUCUUGCUGCUCCUGAUGCCAAGCCUCUCAUAUCCCCAGAAUACCUGUACUAUAUCCAAAGUGGCCAGCAAGGUAGAAGCGAACUGUGAGACACAGGGCCUAAAGACACUGCCUCCAGAUCUACCUGCAGACACAGCCAUCCUGCACCUGGGUCAAAAUCCCCUGGGCUCCUUCUCCACAACUUCUGUGGUGUCUCUAACUCACCUCACCCAGCUGCACCUGGAUCACUGCCAGCUGGCCAAGCUGCAGGUUGAUGACAAGCUGACAGGGCUGGAGACCCUGAUUCUAUCCCAUAAUCAGCUGAGAAGCCUGCCCCCGCUAGGGCAGGCACUGCCAGGGCUCAUUACCCUAGACGUCUCCUGGAACAAGCUGACCUCACUGUCUGAAGGGGCCCUGGCCAACCUGGGCCAACUCCAAGAGCUCUAUCUGCAAGGCAAUGGGUUGAAGGCUUUGCCCCCAGAGCUUCUGGCACCCACACGGAAGCUUAAGAAGCUCAAUCUCUCUGAAAACAAUUUGGAAGAGCUGCCUCCUGGACUCCUGGAUGGGCUGGAGGAUCUCGACACCCUCUACCUCCAAAAGAACUGGCUGCACAUGAUACCGAAGGGCUUCUUUGGGGACCUUCUUCUGCCUUUCACGAUCCUCCACAGCAACGUCUGGCAAUGCAACUGUGAGAUUUCCUAUUUCAGUCGCUGGCUGCAGAACAACAUGAACAAUGUCUACUCACUGAAGGAGGGCACAGAGGCCAAGGCCAUGACUCCUGAUGUGGCCAGCGUGCAGUGCAGCAACUUUCCAGGUUUACCAGUCUUCAACUAUUCCAAGAAGGGCUGCCCCACCCUUGGUGAUGCUGCUGAGGACUAUGACUACUACAGGGGACAGGAGCUCACCACAAAGGGGUUGGCUCAAGGACACUUGGAUGGCCCUAGAAGUGACACUUUCCUUGACUUUGACCUUUGCUGCCUCCUUCCCUUGGGCUUCUAUGUUUUGAGUCUCUUCUGGCUCCUAUUUGCCUCUGCUAUCCUCAUCUGGCUGCUGCUCCAGCUCCAGAAUAUUAGACCCCAGGCCCGUGGCCAGCCUGAAGCUAUACAUACUGCUCACCUGGAGCUGCAGAGGGGAAGGCAAGUGACUGUGCCCCGGGCCUGGCUGCUGUUUUUUCAGGGGUCACUGCCUACUUUCCGCUCCAGCCUCUUCCUGUGGGUAAGGCCCAAUGGCCGUGUGGGGCCUCUAGUGGCAAGACAGUGGCCCUCAGCCCUGAGUCUGGGUCGUGGUCAAGAUCUGUUAGGCACAGUGGGUCUCAGGUACUCUGGCCACAGUCUCUGA
This is a messenger RNA of Elephantulus edwardii (Cape elephant shrew), 1329 nucleotides long. It is a transcript of the gene GP1BA, whose product is annotated as glycoprotein Ib (platelet), alpha polypeptide. The record is from RefSeq and is a predicted model, not a curated record. Gene Ontology annotation, cellular component: plasma membrane. Gene Ontology annotation, molecular function: protein binding. The transcript is spliced from 2 exons. The coding region runs from base 1 to 1329 and encodes 442 amino acids. NCBI's taxonomy places the organism in Eukaryota, Metazoa, Chordata, Mammalia, Macroscelidea, Macroscelididae.